AUGCAGAAAACCAGAGAGAUGAGAAUAGACAAGAAAAGAUUACUGAAAUUCUUUAAGAGAAAGAAUACCCCUAUGGAAAGGAAAGAAUUGAAAAGUGUACUCAGAUGUGUAUACAAUGUACUAAUACCCAGGGCAAGAAGAAUUGCCAGGAACUUAGAGAAAGGGAUACUUCCUCCUGUAGCACCGUACGGAGAGAGACUCUCAUACGAUGCGAGUGCAAGUGAUGAAGAGGAAAUUGAGACUGUAAUAUCACCGGAUGUACCAGAAGACUUUCCAUAUACGCAAGCAGAUGAAGAAUAUGCAGAAGCACAGACAAGUGGGGAAAGUUCCCCUGCUUUACCAGCUGCCCAUGAUGUAAACCACAUUAAUAUAUCCUCAAAUCCUCUUUUCAUAAAUAAUGAGAGACCAUCUAGAGCUACUUCUUCUUUGUCGUAUAAUGAAAUGAACCAUCCAUUCAUGGGAGGAAUGAAUUUCAAUCCAAAUGCACGGUUAGGGUCCUCUGUAUACGAGAGACCUUCUACUGGAUGGGAUCCUAUGAAUGAAGAUGAGCCAUUCUUUCCGGAUGAAAGAAAUUCUUCUGUCAAUGAGGCUAUAUUGAAUAAUCCCCAGGAGGACCAGAGGAGUCCUUCUUCUGAGUAUAUUAGUACAGUUAGUCCAGUAUUUAAUCUACCUGAAUCUCCUUCUAAUGUAGAGAAAUUAGCACCCAGUGGGUUGGAUGUACAGAAUAUUCAUGGAAAUCAGAUGGUCUCUGGGGAAUCUACAGUCCUUCAGAUGGAUAGCCGUGCAGUAGAGAAUAGUACUGUGAAUACUUUAAGUACAGAAGGAAUGGGUGAAUUUGCAAGUACUCCAAUCGAUUUACCGCAUUAUAAGUUCACUAUUGAUGAGUGCCAGAGUAAGGAGGUCUCUGGGGAGUGUCCUUCGUAUGCAUUUCAUAUUGGAUUGUAG
Messenger RNA from Nematocida ausubeli, 945 nucleotides. RefSeq lists its product as uncharacterized. Lineage: Eukaryota; Fungi; Microsporidia. The transcript has a single exon. Bases 1 to 945 code for a protein of 314 amino acids. The record is from RefSeq and is a predicted model, not a curated record.